AAGCUCAGAAAAGUCAGAAGAGCAGAGGGUGGGGGAGCAAUCUGAAGUGACACGCCAAAGAAGAAGAAGCUGGAAGAGAGAAAAAAAGAAGUUGAUUUUGGCAGAGCAAGAAGGAAGAGAGCCUAAUUAUUUUAUUUUGAGUUUCUGAGAGCUACCUACCACCAACAAAAAUACUAUAAAGUAGCAGCCAACGGAUCUGAGGAUUUAGGGACUCUCUCUGAGAAAGGAAAGCUCACAGAGGAAAACUAAUCAGGGGAAAAAAAAAAAAACUAGAGAAACCAGACACGUUUAGCAGUUCUAGUGCUAUCAGGAUGCUACUUCAGUGUCUUUUCCUGCUAAUGAUUCUGCAUUCCCCCACAGUAUAUCCACAGAAAUUCUCAGCACUCACGUUUUUACGAGUUGACCAAGAUAAGGAAUGCAACGUGGAGUGCACGGGCUCACCACAGAAGACACUGUGCGCCUCGGAUGGGAGAACAUUCAUGACUCGGUGUGAAUUUCAAAGAGCCAAGUGCAGAGACCCUCAGCUAGAGAUAGCAUAUAGAGGCAGCUGCAAAGAGGUUUCCAGAUGUGUGGCAGAGAGGAAGUACACCCAACAGCAGGCAAGGAAAGUCUUCCCACAAGUGUUUGUCCCCGAGUGCAACGAAGAUGGCACAUACAGUCAGGUUCAGUGCCACAGUUACACUGGUUACUGCUGGUGCGUCACUCCCAAUGGAAGACCCAUCAGCGGCACAGCAGUAGCCAAUAAAACACCUCGAUGCCCAGGGGCAAUACCUGAAAAGUUACCCCGCAGAGAAGCUGGAAAAACAGUCUCCUUGCAAAUCUUUUCCAUUCUGAAUUCAGAUGAUUCAACCGCUGCGGCAUUGGACCCACAACCACAGGGGGAUGAAGAAGACAUAACCUCUCAUUAUCCAUCACUGUGGACGGAACGAGUCAGAAGCAGACAGACAAACAGAACUAGGAAUCCAGCUUCCUCAUGUGAUCAGGAGCACCAGUCGGCUCAGGAGGAUGCACGGCAGCACAAAAACGAGGCCAUCUUCAUUCCCGAAUGCGCCAACGGUGGCCUGUACAAGCCUGUGCAGUGCCACCCCUCCACCAGUUACUGCUGGUGCGUGCUGGUAGACACGGGGCGCCCCAUCCCUGGCACGUCCACGAGAUACGAACAACCAAAAUGUGAUGGGAAUGCAAGAGCGCAUCCUACAAAACCAAAAGAUCAUUACACAAGCCGACCUCUUCAAGGCUGCCCAGGAGAAAAAAAGAACGAGUUUCUUACCAGCGUCUUGGAUGCUCUGUCAACAGACAUGGUGCACGCAGUCUCUGAUCCAUCGUCAGCAAGCAGGAUCUCAGAGCCGGACCCUAACCACACGCUGGAAGAGCGGGUGGUCUACUGGUACUUCAACCAGCUGGACAAGAACUCCAGCGGGGAUAUCGGCAAGAAAGAGAUCAAGCCCUUCAAAAGAUUCCUGCGCAAGAAAUCCAAACCCAAGAAAUGUGUGAAAAAGUUUGUGGAGUACUGCGACAUGAACAACGACAAAACGCUGUCGGUGCAGGAGCUCAUGGGGUGCCUAGGAGUGACUAAAGAAGAAGCACCUAAAAACACUGGAGAAAGCACUUCAACAAACAAACAGCAUGCCUCAAAGAAGCAAGGCUGAAAUGAUGAACUGCUCGUGGCAAGUCUUUCGUUUCGGGGAGAAUUCCUCACCAAAUGGCAAUGAAAAUCUAGUAUUUGCACUUUGUACUUUAAAUGUAAAUUCACUUUGUAGAAACGAGAUAUUUAAACAGAUUUUUUAAUCUGUGAAAGACGUAGGUAACUUGUUGUUGUCAUUUUUUUUUUUAAAGAAAAUUAUCACAUACAAUGUAUGUGUCCUUUUUGUCUAAAAGCUAUACUUUUCUGAGUUGUACAAGUUUUCAUUUAAAGUAAGUUUUUUUGUUUGUUUGUUUGUUUUAUGGUUGGUUAAAAAUUGCUUGCAAAAAUACUAAAUCUUGACACCAGAUUUUGACCGUUUCAGAAGCAAUCAUGAGAAUGAUCUGCUGUGGUGAUUUACGAUUUGAACACAUUUCAGAGCUUGAGGUAUAGUGUUUUUAAAGUGUGAAUGAAAUAUGUGAAAUGUUGCAAACACAAUUUUGCUAUUAAAAAAGAAUA
Polyodon spathula (Mississippi paddlefish) is the source of this 2140-nucleotide messenger RNA. RefSeq names its product SPARC-related modular calcium-binding protein 2-like. Gene Ontology annotation, cellular component: basement membrane. The transcript is spliced from 13 exons. Lineage: Eukaryota; Metazoa; Chordata; Actinopteri; Acipenseriformes; Polyodontidae. Gene Ontology annotation, biological process: extracellular matrix organization. The record is from RefSeq and is a predicted model, not a curated record. Gene Ontology annotation, molecular function: extracellular matrix binding; calcium ion binding; protein binding. The coding region runs from base 312 to 1649 and encodes 445 amino acids.